AAUGCAGUUUGAUGGAAAACCUUCAGCUCAGUCACUAUUGCCAUGGCCACAAAAGUACAAAGAAAUCUCUCAGUUUUAUACAGUAGAAGACAAUUCUCCGUCGCCGGAGCUGCAUACGCCGGUAAGAGCUCGACGACGGCGGCAUCUAAGGUCGGAAACUUACUCGUCGUCGCUUCAAUUGCAAAAGCUUUGAUAAAGCCAGGAGGAACACGUAACCUAGAAAAGUAUGGAGAUUCAAUUCCCUUAUCAGAAAGCCUAGUCCUUCAAGUUCUCCGCCGCAACAAUUUGGAUGCUGAAAAGAAAUUAGACUUCUUCAAAUGGUGUUCUCUCAGGCCUAAUUUCAAACACUCUACCGAAACUUACUCUCAAAUGUUCAAAUCCAUUUGCUAUAGUCACAAUCACCGGGAAGCUAUUUUUGUAUUGUUAAACUCAAUGAAGGAUGAUGAAGUGUUGCUUAAUUCGGCCACAUUUAAGUUACUACUCGACUCGUUUACUCGAACUGGUAAUUUCGAUUCAGCUCUUGAGAUUUUGGAGUUUGUAGAAGGAGAUUUGGAUAAUUCUAGUUGUUUAAGUCCUGAUGUGUAUAAUUCUGUACUUAUUGCUCUUGUACAAAAGAAUCAAGUUAAUUUAGCUUUGUCGAUUUUCCUUAAAUUGUUGGAAACUAAUGAUGGGAAUAGCAUUGGGGUUAGUAGUGCCGUUGCGUGUAAUGAGUUGCUUGUUGGCCUUAAGAGGGGUAAUAUGAGAGCUGAGUUUAAACAAGUUUUUGAUAAGCUUAGGGGAGGGAAUGUGUUUCCGUUCGAUAGAUGGGGGUAUAAUAUAUGCAUUCAUACAUUCGGAUGUUGGGGGGAUUUGUCUAGUUCUUUGAGUCUUUUUAAAGAAAUGAAGGAAAGGGGAAGUUGGUUUAGUCCCGAUUUGUGUACUUAUAAUAGCUUGAUUCAUGUGCUUUGCUUGCUCGGGAAGGUUAAGGAUGCUUUUGUUGUGUGGGAGGAAUUAAAGGGAUCAUCGGGGUUGGAACCUGAUGCUUAUACCUACCGAAUCGUUAUACAAGGUUGCUCUAAGGCUUACCUGAUAAAUGAUGCGAUAAAAGUGUUCACUGAGAUGCAGUACAAUGGCAUACGUCCAGAUACUAUUGUUUAUAACUCCCUCUUAGAUGGAUUACUCAAGGCAAGAAAGUUGACAGAUGCAUGCAAUUUAUUCCAGAAAAUGAUUGAAGAUGAUGGUGUACGAGCCAGUUGUUGGACCUAUAAUAUUCUUAUUGAUGGCUUGUUCAAGAAUGGGAAGGCUUUGGCUGCUUAUACCCUAUUUUGUGAUUUGAAGAAGAAAAGUAAUAAUUUCGUGGAUGGGGUUACUUACAGCAUUGUCAUUUUACAUCUUUGUCGGGAAGAUAGGCUUGAUGAAGCACUGAAGUUGGUGGAAGAGAUGGAAGCAAGAGGGUUUACUGUUGAUUUGGUUACUAUAACUUCUCUUUUGAUUGCAAUCUACAGGGAGGGACAUUGGGACUAUACAGAGAGGCUUAUGAAGCACAUCAGGGAUAGCAAUUUAGUUCCAAUUAUUAUCAGGUGGAAAGACAGUAUGGAGGCUACAAUGAAAGCUCCACAGAGCAGAGAAAAAGAUUUUACACCCAUUUUUCCAUCCAACAGGAACUUUGGUGAUAUUCUAGGCCUAGAAAACUUAACAGACGCUGAGACAGAUACUGCCCUUGGGGCAGAGGAUGCUGAGAUACACUACCAGGAAAGUGAUCCGUGGUCAUCAUCGCCAUAUAUGGACAUGCUGGCUAAUAAAGUUAGCUCCCAAAGUAAUUCUUCAAGAACGUUCUCUCUUACUGGAGGAAAACGAAUAGACACUAAAAGUGCAGAUUCUUUUGAUAUUGACAUGGUGAAUACCUUCUUGUCAAUAUUUUUGGCCAAAGGAAAAUUGAGCAUGGCUUGUAAAUUAUUUGAAAUUUUCACCGACAUGGGCGCUGACCCUGUUAGUUAUACUUACAAUUCUAUGAUGAGUUCAUUUGUCAAGAAGGGAUAUUUCAAUGAGGCAUGGGGCGUUUUACAGGAAAUGGGCGAGAAGGUUUGCCCUUCUGAUGUAGCAACGUACAAUGUCAUAAUCCAAGGCUUGGGAAAGAUGGGAAGGGCUGAUCUUGCUGAUGCCGUACUAGACAAACUGAUGAAGCAGGGAGGUUACCUUGACAUUGUAAUGUAUAACACCUUGAUUAAUGCCCUCGGGAAGGCUGGCAGAAUUGAGGAAGUAACUAAGCUUUUCCAGCAGAUGAAAGAUAGUGGAAUAAAUCCAGAUGUUGUCACUUACAAUACACUAAUCGAAGUUCAUGCCAAGGCGGGUCAGCUUAAGCAAUCUUAUAAGUUUUUAAGGAUGAUGUUGGAAGCAGGGUGUGCUCCGAACCAGGUAACUGAUACAACUUUGGACUUUCUGGAGAAGGAGAUCGAAAAAUUGAGAUACCAAAAGGCAUCCAUGAAACGCCCAAAUGUAGAUAAUCCUUUAUGAGAAACAGCUUUACACUUCAGGGGAGGGAGUUCAGGAGGCCCAUGAAGAAGCUGAAUUCAUAGAGCUUGGAGUGUGUAGCGUUCAAAGCAAAAGUUAGUCCAAAAGGUUGUCAAACCCAUUAAAUUGGAGAAACGAAGAAGCAGCACAUCAACUGACAGAAACUUGAUGAUGGCACAGAACUGAGCUCUCACAAUGGCUGUUUCUCAUCGUAGUGGAUUGCUUUGAAAUGUUAAGUGUAUGUUUGGUGCUCCUGCACAAUGAGUUGCUGAUGGCCAUAUUUGAGAUGUCCGGGGGAGAAUAAAUGAACAUGAGAGAAGGCGAUGAAGUUAUAAUUGAGCUUGUCACUGGCGCAUGCAUCGGUUGGCAGAAAAUACAUGUGGAUUGACACCUCAUUCAUUAUUUUCACCUAAGAAUAAGGUCAGCACAUCCUAGCUGUCAAUGAAGUGAGAUGAAAAUCAUAAGAGACUAGGGUAUGAUUCCCAGCACUGUUAAAAACGUUAAGUGACUUCUUCCCAUAUGUGUAAGCAUUGGUGAACAGAGUUAUCUAGCACAUGUACUAGCAGGUAAGAUGUGUGUGGAGAUUAUGAGGAGAGCAUUGUUACUCUUAUGCCGAAAUAGGUAUGGCUUUUCUCAGAGAGCUAAGGCAUUCAAUGAAGACGUCAUGAAAUUGAAGGUCGAAGCAAUGUCAAGCAGACACUCAUCAAAAUGCAAGUAACUGAAGUACAUAAUUAUGGAGGUAUGUACCAGUUGAUUGAACAGUACCUGCUAUGGACUUGGUUGAAUAUCUUAAUUUGUUUGUACCAUAGAACACAUGUAUUUGUGUUGCUUCUUAUUUCUACCAUACUUGCUAGUUUUCCUAAGAGUC
Molecule: messenger RNA, 3358 nt
Organism: Solanum stenotomum
Lineage: Eukaryota; Viridiplantae; Streptophyta; Magnoliopsida; Solanales; Solanaceae
Product: pentatricopeptide repeat-containing protein At4g01570
Exons: 2
Coding region: 43-2493 (816 amino acids)
Molecular function (GO): protein binding
Source: RefSeq, a predicted model, not a curated record